AUGCGUAGCGUUACUGCAAACGGCUAUUUAAAACCUGCUUUACUUCAAAUUGCUCAAGCAGUGGAGAAAAUGAUGUUGCCGACUGACCCAAAUCAUGAAUAUGGAAAUUCGGAUCUCAAGAACGCAAGAGAAACAUUUAUUAUUAAUGAUAUGGUGAUACGUCAGCCAUUGUCAUAUCCAGUCGUGAACGACUUUAUAGAUUCGCCAGUCGCCACCCUUUGGUUUGUAUAUUUUUAAAUAUUUAAUAUACAGCUCAGCUGAGUAUGAUAAACAGGGACUUGCCUCAUAUAAAUCAUUCGAAGAUUAUAGAGGCUGCAAGCACAUCGCAGCCUGUUUGUAUUCGCUGGAGGAUGUACUGCAUAAUCGCGAGAGUGUAACAUCUGGUCCAUGCCAGGUCAUUAGUAGAAAAGCAAAUAUAUUGAUUAUAAAAUAUAACUUACUUUAUUCCCAUCAGCUGUAGCUGGUAUCGGAUCAGGAUAAUCCGCUGUGGGUCCAUUUUCGCCAAUAAAAUGAAAACCGCAUAUAGCUGUCUUUCCGACAGACGAAAAAGAAUUUGGCUUUCCCAAAUUUGCCUUUCCUUAGAUUUCUUCUCACUUGGGCGAAACUGUAGAAAGGUACUGAAGUCCCAUUGUUUUUUUAAGCGUGCUGGAUACCUCGAAUCGCUUUUGCAUAUUCCCCAAGCACAUCAGUCUCUUUACCAUAAUUUGUGAAUCGCUUAUAGUAUAAUCAUGGAUAGUAUAAUCGAGGCCGUCGAGCGAAAUAUAUCCCUAUAUUUUCGUACCCACACAAUGGGAAAUUUUUCUCUUCGCUACAUAUUACACUUACAGGAGUUAAAUAUACCCACAAAUAAAAAAAACCCUUUCAAAUCGUCCUUAUUUUGCAAUAUUUUCGCUUGUUUAUAUCGGGCACGUGUAUACACUUUGAAUAGCAGAGUGCGAAAGUUGUCCGAAAAAAUGCAAAUUUGGUCACGUGACAGCAACAUAUUUUUCAUCGCAGUAAACGUGGAGCUAUAUACUAUAUACUAUAGAGCUUGCUAUAGCACUGAGCGCAGGAAAACAUUUUAAAUUUCCAUUUAUUUAAAGGUUUUUGAAUAGUUUUUAAAGACUUACCAUGAUAUAUUAUUAUACUGAUUAGCUAUCACUGUAAAAACUGAACUCUUACCAUUAUUGAUUGGUUAUUACAGAUACAGUACAUUUCCCAUAUGGUAAAUUGUUAAAAACUAUCAUGUUUAAUAUUUACCAUUAAUGGUGUUAUCCCGGUAAAUAUUAAAUAUCAUGGUCCUAUUAUUUUUUCAACGCGAUUGACCGUGCGACCCUAUUUUCUCCAGGUGGUUGCGGGCUGCUCAUACAGCGUGCCAAAAUGGCGUUUGUUGUCACACUAAUUAUUGAACCAAAUUGCCUAAAUUCGUCCAUAGGAAAUACGCAUCUCAAGUUAAUAUUGAUGCCGGGACUCUACUGCAAAUCGCCCAGCAAAAAACCGCCAAAACCAUGAAAAAAAUAUUUUAAAAAUGUUUAUUUCCGACCUACUGACCCUAAUUUUUUCACGAUAUGAAACCGGAGCCACAGGUAUAUUUUUUUUUACGCCUCAUACACUCUUUCUAUAUGUUUCUUGAUUCACAUGGGAACUGGGCCAACCCAGUUUGCCACUUGAACUUGACAUCCUGCCUUUGUUGGCUCAAUUAUAAAUGUACUUAGCGGGUUUGCGAGAGCACGGACAACCUUAAAAUAUUAUGAAUUUCAUUUUAUUAAUAGCCGCUGUGGUCACAUUGCCAUUCAACAUUGUACUUAAGGCCUCUAUUAUGUUUACAGUAUUCUGUGUUUAUAGUAUUCUGUGGCAAGUUUUUUGCUUCAGGCAAUUAAUAAGCACAAUUCAAGAUAUUUAUACUGAAUUUAACUAUUUAUUUAUCAAAUGCUACCUGGACUUAUCCAAAUCCUCUUAAAUAUCAAUCUGAAAAAUAGAAGACUCAUACUUCUGUGAGAGUUAUUAGGGACAGUACGAUGCCUCCAACCUGAUUGACCCCAUGCGUUUGCAGGGACAUAAAUCCUGGGGUUUACACCCCCUAAUGUUUCAGAAAAGCAAUUUUGUAAGGCAAAUUUAUGAAAUAUUCAAUAAUUUUUCGGGCAAAAAUACAUUCAAAUUAAGAGUCCAGUUGGAGCAAUGUUAAAAAUUUGUUAUUCUAAUAUAAGUCGUUUUCUUACCAUCAGAAUUCUGUAAAAUCUUCCCUCAAAGUUCGUGAAAUGGCGUUUCAGAGACUCUGAAUGUCACAAUUUCCGGUGGGAGUAUGAGCAUGUCUCAUGGGGGUAUGAGCAUGUCUUCAUACCCCCCCCCCCCCUAGCAGUAUCUCGUGCCUUUGGCACUCGAUACUUGUGCCUUCACAUCAUCGUCCCUAGCUCCACAGUCCACUGCGAAGAGCAACGUAGCAUAGCCCUGAGGACGAGGAUGGUAUCAUCGAUACUAUCCCUGCGGACUCUCAUAAACUGUUAUUGUUUUCCCACUAUAUUUACGUUGUUUUCUGACCACAGCCAUUUUGUCAGGCAAAGCAACUCUACCCCCUCCCCCUAUCGUUUAGGAGUUUCACCUCUAGCAUGAUAUGCGGUCUAGUAGACUUUACUUUUUGUUGCACUUUUUGCUCCAUUAAUGGCCGCGAUUUUACUUGUUUACUGUUUACUUACUGUUUUAGCGUGGCAGGCGCACAACAGAAGGUUUUUUCCCCAUGUUUCGUGCAUGAAUAGGUUUCUCUUUGCUAUUUAUGCCAGUCACAAACCUAUCCUUAACCUUAUGGUGCACGAACAUGAGAAAAAAAACCAUAUGAAAACGAGGCCAUUGGCGCAAGAGUGCAAUAAACAGUACAGUGUAUUUUUCCAGUUUUCAAGAGCGCAACCGAUAUUUGCCCCAGCAAAUAAUCCUUUCAAAAUUUCAUACCUUUACAACAUUUUGAGUUUUUGACUCAUCCUAUUUACAUAUAUAUAUAUAUAUAUACUUUGUUGGACAGUUUUAUUUGCGAGAACUGAAAAAUCUCGUCACGCUGCCGAAUCCCAUAUGGUACUGUAUCUACUAUCUAUGGGCCUUAAUACAUUACUUGCUUAUAUAUAUAUGUAAUUCUAUUCUAGACUGGUCGACCUAUAUUCUUUUCCAUGUGUGAAUGGGGUGUUGAUAACCCAGCAUUAUGGGCAGGUGAUGUUGGCAAUAGCUGGAGAACCACGGGAGAUAUUCAUGACAGUUGGGAAAGGAUGAUGUAUAUUGCUGAUCAAAAUGACAAGUGGUGGGAACAUGCAAAACCUGGUAGUUGGAAUGACCCUGAUAUGUUGGAGGUAUAUAUUGUACAUUUUGUUAUAAAAUAUUUAAGGCAAUAGAUGAAUAUUGUACACAUAAUGAAUAUCUAUGAGUGCUAUUGUAAAGGAAUAUUUUCAUGAGGAAAUUUUUUCAAAAUCCUUACUACCUUAUGGAAAUAGUAUGGAUCUUCGUUGGAAACAGUAUGGAAAUCCAAUUUUCAUACUGAUUGCAAUUUCCAUACUAUGGAUAUAGUAUUCAAAUAAUCUGGAUAUACCAUCAAUUUAGUGAUACUAUUUUCUUCCAGUGUAAAAGAUGGCAUGAGAACUUAAGGUUUGAGAACUCAAUAAUUGGCUAUAUCCAAGUAGGGAAAAUUCGGGGAAGUUUUGAGCAUUCAAAUUUGGAAAUUCUAUUACUCGCUUUCGCCCUUCCUCCUGCGCGCCCCCAAAUUGGCAAUUCCAGCUUUUAGUUUAUGCGUGCAGGGAAUGAUGGGUAGUAAGGUAUCAUAUUGCUGAUCAUGCUGAAAAAAUAAAAAUGGUAGCCGUGUAAACACUGAGUGAUAGCUUCUAUUAUUAUUUAUUCAAAUGCAUGACCUAUUUACACGUAUUGCUAGAAUAGAAAAAAGUAUAUAAAGUAUAGUACAUAUAGAAUAGACGGUAUAGAUAAUGAAAAAUAGAUAAUAUAUAAAAGGAUAUAGAUUUACAUUUUGAUUUUUAUUUAUUUUCAAUUAAAGUGUUUUUUUUGUUCAUUUUUGCCAUAUAUAUGUAUAGAUACAAAUAUAUACAUGUAUGGUUUAUAGAGCAUUCGAAAUAUAGUGUUAAUUACGACUACGCCGUGUGCAGUCAUUUAAGAGGUUUCCCUUUUUUUAUACAAAUUAAAAAUAAUUUGUAUAGUAAAAAUAUAGACUAAGACUAAUUUGUUUUUGGGUUGUUUUGGGUUACCAGAGAUUUGAGGCUAUCUUCUCUUUCUUUUGUGCAGAGAAAUAAAUAAUUAGAAAAUAGAUUUACUAAAACAGGAUCGUCCGAUGACAUCGUGUGUUGAAGUAAUUUUUGUUUAGUUUCUUUUGUUAUUUUGAGAUCAAACAUGUUUUUGAGAAUGUUGUUUGAGUUGUCUCGUAAGUGUUGGUAAUUUUGGCAUGCGACGGCGAAAUGAAAUUCGUUUUCCACUUCGCCAGAAUCACAUAGUUUACAGAUACGUUCUUCUCGGGGUAUAUUUUCGUAUCUUCCCCGUUCAAUUUGUAACUUAUGGUUGCUUAUACGAUAUUGGGAAAAUGUUCUUCUUAUUGUUGGAUUUUGAAUAAGGGAUAAGUAUUCUUCCAUUUUGUAUUCAUUUUUGAAUUCACAAAAGAAAGAGAGUUUGGAGGAGUUUGGAGGAGCUUAUACUUGUAAAUAUUGAAAUAUUUCGGUUGUUUCGGCAGUUUUUAUUGAUAUUUUUCAGCAUAAUCGGCAAUAUGAUACCUUACUUCCCAUCAUCCCCUGCACGCAUAAACUAAAAGCUGGAAUUGCCUAUUGCAUCGACUCUCUCUUUUUAUGUGAAAUUGAUCGCUGAAAUUAAAAAUAGAAGGUCUAGGCUGCAUUCAUCUCAAACAUGCGUACCACCCUUUUCAUUUCUAUCGUUCAGGUUGGCAACGGGAAGAUGUCAAAUACGGAGUACAUCACACAUUUCAGUUUGUGGUGUCUUAUGAAAGCACCUCUUUUGAUUGGCUGUGAUAUACGAGACAUAUCCGCGGAUACACUAAACAUCCUUACAAACGCUGAUGCUAUUGCUGUAAACCAGGACCCACUCGGUGCCCAAGGUCACAAGCUUCGCUCAGAUGGGGACUUAGAGGUCUGGGCUGGACCUUUGGAAGACGGUAGUAUGGCCGCCAUCUUGUUAAACCGAGGUUCAACGACAGCGCUAAUGUCAAUAACAAGUGAAGAUUUAGGUUGGGGGACACGUGCAGAGUUUAUGGUUUUCGACAUUUGGCAACAUAAGAUUGUAGGGGAAUAUACUGGGAAGUACAGCACUGAAGUGGCAGCACAUGGUGUAAUGUUUGGUACGUUUAUAAAACAAGAAGAGAUUACAGAUAACUCCAUCGCAUUCUAACACUUGAUAAUGUUGAAUAAAUUUUGUAAUGGUUGGGAUUCAAUUAAUUCAAAUGUUUACACUAACGGACUUUAAUUCAUUAAGGAUAAUGUAAAAGUAAAGAGUAAAAAUAGUUCUAGCCUGAGUGUCAGGCUCUAUUAUUACAAAUAGAGCCUGGCACAAAACCUUAAUCCGAUCGCUCUCUGACUUUGUCAUCAUUGUGAAAUUGUCAUUUGGAAAUGUUAGAUGUGAAAUGAUGGGGGUAAUUAAGUUACAAUUUUGACAAUUAAAUUAAGACAUAAUUUUGUAACCAGAAUGUUUCAAUUUAAAAUUAAAGGUAUUCAUUCCCAUAAGUGUUCUUCAAACCAUAAUUGCGUAAUAGUGUAUUAGCCCGCGACGAGAGGUUUGGUGACUGAUUAUUAAUUAAAAGAAAGAAAGAAAGUUAAGAACUGAAAUGGGCACCUCUUAAAGCUUACAAUAACUUAUACGAACGCAAUGAACAGCAAAGACAAAAUGCUAAGGCCCAUCUACACGAUAGACAAGUCGUAUGCUAUUCUUAAUUAUCUUGGCGUUUGUACUUGAAUAAAUGCGUGUAAAGAUGUCAUGUGUGAAUGAGCCUUUAGUAAACGCCGUGGUGUGAACAGAGGUUCCACAAUAGCAUUCUGCAAUGCCCGAUCCCGUGCUCAAAUUUCUCCCGCGGGGCUGACUAUGUACAGUAACACAUUUGACGUCGCAAUGAGCUUUUCACGUUGCUGCGAAACGUGAUAAUGCUCAGCUUAACGUUGUAUUCAGAAUGACAGAAUAGAUCUUAGGGCCUGUUGAUAUGGGGGCAAAGUUAUCCCGGUUAGCGAGAAAACAUUUCGAUAAGUUUACAAGCGAGACCUCGCCUUGUUAUGAAACUAAUAUGAAAAGUUACACUGCGUUCGUAGACGAAAGGUUUUCUCUCUAACCGGGAUAAGUUUUUUCUCAUAUGAACAACCCCCUCAACUCUAUUAGAAACAUCAGGAGUAGGACGGCAACAUGGCGGCGACGGAUGUUAAUUACAAUGAAAUGCAAUAUAUUUUACAAAAGAAAUGAAUAGUUCAAAUAUGUGAAUAAAAUAAAAACGGUAAACCACAGGUGUUUACAUCUGAUGACCGGUGCAGCGCCUUCAUUUUCAAGUCACGAGAAGUGGUACUCACCACUCACCAGA
Paramuricea clavata is the source of this 6526-nucleotide messenger RNA. NCBI's taxonomy places the organism in Eukaryota, Metazoa, Cnidaria, Anthozoa, Malacalcyonacea, Plexauridae. The record is from the annotation of a GenBank genome assembly.